AUGUCAAAAUUGCUACGACCAUGUUCAAGCUCAUCUCGUCGUCAUCUUUCCUACAUCACCCCUCGUCGGCUCGAACCCAUCUUCUUUGUUUCACACCGACAAAACGCCUCUUCACACCUGAUUCAAUCAAGAUCACCUGAAAAAGGAAAGGGCAGAGAAGUUGACAAUGGUUACGGUCCGACUCCCACCGGAGAAGCAGAGGUGGAUGAUUUGGAAUGGGAUAUGAGAGUGGCUAAAGCUAUGUUGCACCUCCAAGAUACCUUGCCUUUACUUUUUGACCCUACUCAGUCAUCCUCCAGUCUGUUCCCCUCCGAUAUCUUCAGCAAGAAUGUCAUUCUCAAGCUUCCCUCUCCCUUACCUCUCAAGAUCUCUUCCUUGUCAGGGUAUCAAAUGGCUUUCUCCAUCGCUCGUAACGGUAUGCAAGCUCUACACACAAACUUACAUACAAGUCUAGAUCGAAUGUCCUUCUCUCCCUCCCCAUCUUUCUCUCCCACUUUACUUCGCGGUACCUCAGAUGUAUCAACUCUGCCCAAACGUCAAAAACAAAUACGCGUUCUUCUUCAAAUCUAUGGAAAACCUCGUUUACCCCCACACAAAGAAACAAUAUGGCAUACUUCCUCUAUGUACUCUUUCUCUCCAUAUAGCGGGUUGAUCAACCUCCACGAAGUAGAGACGAUCAGACCUUUACCAGGCGAAGGAGUGGCAGAAUGGUUGAUGACACAUUUGUUGAAUUUGACUCAUAGAGCCGGACAAGGAGAAGGGGGAAUACCCGCUCCUGGAGGAGCAGCUUCAGUUACUGCUCCAGAGGUACAGGUUGUCAGGUGUGGAUAUGCUGAAGGGGGAAAGAAGUGA
Tremella mesenterica DSM 1558 is the source of this 852-nucleotide messenger RNA. RefSeq lists its product as uncharacterized. Lineage: Eukaryota; Fungi; Basidiomycota; Tremellomycetes; Tremellales; Tremellaceae. The transcript has 5 exons. The record is from RefSeq and is a predicted model, not a curated record. The coding region runs from base 1 to 852 and encodes 283 amino acids.